Molecule: messenger RNA, 7138 nt
Organism: Solenopsis invicta (red fire ant)
Lineage: Eukaryota; Metazoa; Arthropoda; Insecta; Hymenoptera; Formicidae
Gene: Efa6
Product: PH and SEC7 domain-containing protein
Exons: 13
Coding region: 815-4207 (1130 amino acids)
Biological process (GO): regulation of ARF protein signal transduction
Molecular function (GO): protein binding; phospholipid binding; guanyl-nucleotide exchange factor activity
Source: RefSeq, a predicted model, not a curated record
GAUGUACAAGAUAUUCAUUUUGAAUAUUUUCUGUAACAAUAAUUUAAAUACUCCUUUAACGUUUUGUCGAAAUUUGUGGACUUGUUAAAAAAUAUUGUAAACAGAUUAUCAACAACACGAAUCCUCAUUUGAUACAACAUUGCAAGCAAAGAAAGAUACACAAAUUGAGUAUAGCGACUUUGCAGCAACAAUUGUAAAAGAAAUGUAUGCUUAUGGCAAUAUUUCAGUAAAAUUGUGACAACUUUGCUCGAUAUCAGAAGUAAGAAAUAUUAUUUCGGCAAUAACAAACAAAAGGAUAAUUGAGCAAAUAAUUCUGCCAUUAUCAUGGCAACACAUGACGGCAACAGUUGCUAGCAAAUGGAUUAAACUGCUUUGCUUUUGCUGAAAUGUUAUUUGAUACAUUUCUGAGAAAAAAAUUUGCUAUAAAUCGAAAACAAGAUCAAGCACGACAUAUAUAUAUAUUCGCAUGAUGUUUCUUCCAAUGCUGAAUUUAUAAAUUUAUUCCUAGAGAAAAGUCUUAAGAUAUUGUGGAAUAUCUUAUAUUCCAAUCCUAUAUCGAUAUGCAAUAAUUGUUUAUUCAAGUCAAAGUACAUCGUGCACAGAAUGAUCCAUUAGAGGACAAAUUAGAGGACAGCGAGAAGAAAGUCAAUGUCAUCGUGGCUCCGAAAAUACAAUUGGCUACCAGCCGAAAUUUCCACGUUCUGACUCGCAUUUGAUCAGUCGUAUUUUACCAGUUACGAAUUGUCGGUGCUCUUUCAAUGUGAUUAAAGUAUUCGGAAUCGUAUCUUAACGCGUGCUUAAAAGUGUGCCUCGAAUGCCCAAAUUUGCGUCCUGUCUGUCGUGCUGUUUACGACCUUUUGACUUUCUUCUGAAUAGACGUUCUGGAAGAGAUAGAUAUGAUUAUGUUGAAUACAUGGCGCUCUGUCAGGUUGAAGCUGGAGAUGUCAUACUCAGGGUGAACGAAGUUGACGUCAAUCGAUUCAGUACGAAAGAAGUAUUGAAAUGUCUACGACUGUCUUCAGAUCCCGUUACUCUGAAACUGCGAAGGGAUCCUGCAGUGAAGGCUCACGUUCGCCGUCUUCUUUCUCCCGGACAACUUGCAAAGGAUGAAAAUAUAGAAUCUUCAAAAGAUGUUUUGGCGAAUACUCCUAAAAACAUCGUUACUGGUAGUAUAGAGAAGAAAGAAUUCAAGAAGACGCCGGUCACACCGGAUAUGUCCGCAGACUCGCCAGCGCUGACACCGACGCCUGCAACAACGACGAGAAGUAACGGCUCGUGCAGCGAUGCCUCUCUUUCAUCGGAAUUAGAGGCACUCUUGCCACCUGUGGACCAUUUUAAGGAAGAGGAACGAACUCAAUGGGAACCCCUGACCGCCGAGAAAUUCUCACGACAGAAAAAUACACCCCGGUUUGAAGCGUACAUGAUGACCGGCGACUUGAUGCUAAAUCUUUCCCGCACGCAACAAAGCAGUAAUUUGCUACCUAAGCAACAUCAGCAGCGAAAAGUGGAUUCCCUUAGGUACAAUCCCAAUCAUCAGCACACCACUACCACUAUCACCACCACUAGUGCCCAUCACAACCACAAUCAUCAUCAUCAUCAUCACCAUCAUCACCAUCAUCAUCAUAAUUCGGUGCCUAGCAGUCCCAAUGAGACUCAGCUGGCACAUCAGCAUCAUCAUCAUCGAGGAAGCGCUUAUAAAGCUUCCAGCUCGGCUAGUACAUCACCUGUAGGCGCUGCCAGACGCGAUGGAAUACAAAGCACUUCGGGAGCCCUAGUUCAAGUCGAUCCGGGCAAGAAUACUCCUUCAAGCUUUGGUUUUGUACGUACUUCGCGAUCGGAAGAUCAUCUGCAGUUUCAGAAAGAUCCCUCAAUGAGCGCCGUGGAUAUUGACAUCGAUGACGAUGUCACUUCAAGCCUGAACACGUUACUGGAUCCACGGCCAGAAGGCCUAAUGCCAAACGAGCGAAUAGUCUGGACUUACAAUGCGCCUGUUAGCUCACCGGCCGUUUCCUGCUGCCAAAACGGUGGUUCCUCAUCUUCGUCUUCGUCCUCAUCAUCCUCUUCGACAAGCCCUCAGCGUUCUCUGUCCCCUGCUUCCCCCACCUCCGUCUCGUCCUCCGUCAUGUCCUCCAACUCUGGUUCCCGUAGGUUCCCUCCGGCCCAAACUGUUCCCGGGGUUUCCAGCGCCCCGGGAGGUCAUCUCCCCGCUAACGGCGAUUUCAGCCAGUCGGAAGCCAUCAGCAACAUGUCCAGUCCAGACUACAAUGAUGAAGAAACAAUGGAUAUUCUCAGCGCGAGGGAUAUUAUGAUGGUGAGCGAUCCUAGCGACAGCGAUUCCACCAUUUUGGCAAGCGAACCGCCCCAGAGAAGACUGAAGGCUAAUCCUCAGGAUGCUGGAGAACAUAGAAUAGUGAUUCAAGUAAAAGGGCCUGACAAGGAGACUCCAAGAAAUACGAGUCCUAGGCAAGCGAGAAGAAGAGGAAAUCCUAUUGGGGAACUGCCGUCGUCUGCUGCAUCUCAAAAUUUGCAGAGAAAUCAACCCGGGAUUCCAGGAGUUCCUGGAAUCAUUACGGGAUCUGUGACACCGGAAUGCGUAGGUUAUCAGGAAUUAAAAGAGAGCGAAGAUGAGAGGGAGGCUCUGAUUGCUGGAAUAUGCGAUGAACAAAAGGGACAUGGAAGUGGCGCGUCGCCACCGCAGUCAGCAGACGAAGAGAGCGAUAUCGAGAGUUUGCACAGUUUUCAUUACAGUCCGAAAGCAGUAGAUUUGCCCUCUGCGAUUCGAUUGGCAAAACGUCUUUACUCUUUAGAUGGCUUCAAGAAAUUUGAUGUUUCUAGACAUCUAAGCAAAAACAACGACUUUAGUAAAGCUGUGGCGGAAGAGUAUCUACGUUAUUUCAGCUUCGAACGAGAUACAUUGGAUAUGGCUCUUAGAAAAUUUCUCGCUCAAUUUUGUCUGACAGGAGAGACUCAAGAAAGAGAGCGAGUUUUAGUACAUUUUUCCAAAAGAUAUUUGGAUUGCAAUCCUGGUAGUUUCAAUUCCCAAGAUGCAGUUCAUACAUUGACUUGUGCGAUAAUGCUGCUUAAUACAGACUUGCACGGUCAGAAUAUCGGCAGGAAGAUGUCGUGCUCAGAAUUCAUUGAGAAUCUAUCGGAGCUCAAUGAUGGUGACAACUUUCCACGUGAAGUACUCAAGCAGCUUUAUAACGCCAUUAAGUCUUUUCCCCUCGAGUGGGCUUUGGACGAAGAAGGGGAUGAAGCGACAAACCAAGCGAUCCAGCAAGGUGAUGGUACGGCGGCGAUUGCCGGUUCCGGAAAUCCGUUUCUUGAUGUGCCAAAUAUCACGGGCGCUACGGAGUUUAAAAAGGGUUAUGUUAUGCGUAAAUGCUGCUAUGAUUCCAAUGGCAAAAAAACUCCGUUCGGCAAACGUGGGUGGAAGAUGUACUAUUGUACAUUACGCGAGCUCGUGCUAUACCUGCACAAGGAUGAACACGGUUUCCGCAACGACAGUUUGCACAAUGCUAUACGUAUUCAUCACGCGUUGGCUACCAAGGCGACCGAUUACACAAAAAAACAGCAUGUUUUCCGAUUGCAGACUGCCGACCAGGCUGAGUAUCUCUUUCAGACAAGUGAUUCGAAGGAGCUACAGUCAUGGAUAGAUACCAUUAAUUUCGUGUGUGCCAGUUUUUCAUGUCAGCCUCUCGCAGGCGCCGUUGGAUCUCAGCGCAAGUUCCAGCGUCCAUUGCUGCCGUGUAGCCACACCAAAUUAAAUUCUAGAGAACAGUUGCGGGACCACGAAGAUAGGGUCAAUAGGCUAGAAACGGAACUGGACGAACAUAGACGGCAUCCUCCGGAAAGAGGUGCCAAGGCUCUCACUGUACAAAAUUAUAAAGAAAAAGACGCAUAUUUGCAUCACGAGCUGAAGCGGUAUAAAACAUAUGCCUAUCUUCUUCGUUCCCGACUGGCGUUCAGUGAGAUGGAAUCGUCGCUAGUUGAGAGCAGUAUUGGUGAAGUAGACGAGGGUAUGCCACUUGGACCUACUGGAGCCAUAGGAAACGCGGAAGGAGCUCUAGUACCACCGCCAGUCCCUGAACGACCAGCCACAACUAAUAGGUACAGUUAUAGGACCGCCAUUUACAGCAGCGGUGGUCGUAAUCUACUGAACGGUGGCAAUCAGGACUAUAAUGCCACCAGUGGUGACGUUGGUUGACGCAAUGCUUAUGGCCUAUGCGGGCUAUUCUGACCCCGGUGCUGGUGCUGGUGUUGGUGACGUUGAAGUUUGACGAUAGACACGAGUGACGCAAACUAACAAUAUACCCGGCAGCACAUUACACGCUCCAAUGGUGUUACUAAGUGUUACAUACAAUCAUAAACAAAAUACUGUUCACUACUGAUGUUGUGAAGUUGAAUUGCAGCUGCAUUGAACUUUUUCCCCUUUCUCAGUCGAUCAACUGGCUGGAGGGGAAGGCGCAACAAAAAAAGAAAAGCUUAAUGCAAAUGCAGUUCUAUUCGCUACGUUUGUACCGAACAGUAUUUUGUUAUUCACUGUUCACUCCAUUCAGUGGCGCAACUAUUUGAAAAAAUUUUAUAAGCAUGUUAAAAAUAUAAAAUGCAAUCAAAAAGAUGGGUUUUCAUGUAAAAACAGGUCAAAAAUAUAAAAACUUUAUUUUUCUCGAAGUUUUUUUCAAUUAUUUUAAUUAAUUAAGAGUAAUAACGCCACUGAUAUUUUAUACUUUUGUCGUGUCUUCUAAUUACAGUAGCUAUUUUAAUUCUUGUUGGAUCUAUUUACCUUUUCAACUCUGACUUAUUUAUUUUACAUAAAAGUUAACUUUAUGUUAAAUUGGAUAAAUAUAUAUAAAGUUCACUAUGGCAAUACAUUUAUAAUAAAAUAUUCAAGAAAAAAAUAUUUGUAUAAACAAGGUGUUCCAAAAUUCGAUUCAAAAUGUUAUAACGGGAAAAUUCUUGAAAAAUUAAAUAAAAUAUUAUUUGUAAAUUUUAAUUUUAAACAGCAAUUUUUGAGAUAUAAGUAUUUAUAGCUAGAGAGUCAAUCACUAACUACGUUUAGUCGGAUAUCCAUGAGCCGCACAAGCAAUAGUAUUAGUGGCCACAUGACAAAUAACCGUUUAAAUGUAAUAUCUGAUUGAUCAGCUUUAAGCCAUUGUAUCUCAAAAAUUAUUGCUUGAAAUAAAAAUCUACAAAUAACUAUUUUACUUAAUUUUGUAAUAUAUAAUAUAUGAUUUAUUGAUUAUUGUUAACAUGUCAUGUAAAACUGUUGACAUAGUUUACAUUGUAUACAUUGUGUACGUAAUGUAGAUUAUUUAUAUUUUAUGUGUAAACGCCCAAUGUAAACUAUGUUUUACGCGUGUCAUUCAUGCAAACAAUAAUCAAUGAGAAUCGGAAGGUUUAGAUUUCAUCAAUAAUGAAAAUUAUAAUCUAUUUUGUAUUUUUAAUAUUAUAUAGAGUAUCUGAUAAUUAUACGUUAACACAAUGCUCGUGACUAAGUAGAGUGGACUAAAUUGAACAGAAAAGUCUCGUAUCAUUUUUAUAAUAAUUAAUAAGAAAUUAAUUUAAAAAGCUCUACAAAUCACUGUAGAGUGUUUAUGGUUACUAGGUGUAUGGUGAGGUAGUGAGAGAAAAGAUCGCGUGUUUAUGGUUACUAGGCGUAUGAUGAGGUAGUGAGAGAAGCGUUCUAUAAACAAUAAUGUGCCGUUCAUAGCCAUUGUGUUUACAAAGCGCUUCUCCUAUUACCUUGCCGCGCGUUAAAAAACCAUAAAUGCUGGGUUCUCUCUUGAUGCCAAAUCAUGCGGACACAAGCUUAUUUGUAAAUUUUUAUAAAUUAAUUUUUCUUUAAUCACAACCAUUAAUCACAAAAAUUGCAAAAUAGUAUAGGAUUUUUCUAUUCAGUUUAGGCCACUACAUUAUUUUUCCUGCUUUAAUAUUUGAUAAAUAAUAAAGAUGAACUGAUUUCAAGAGCAAUGCGAGCAUUAAAUGGAACGUGCUGCAAGUCCGCUUUACUUACUAACCAGCGUUUAGUUAAUAAUUAUCAGAUACCUUAUGUAUCUUUAUUUUAUUAAUAAGAUAUAUUAAUUUUAUAACUUUAUUACUUUUUCUAUACUGUUAUCCAAUUUAUACUAAUUUAUAUUGCUUGUACUGUCUACAUAAAAAAAGAUUCAUGACGCAAGGAGUUUUAUUAUUGGUAUGAUCUAUAUAAUAUAUAUAUAUUUUAUAUAAUUGGACAGUUCAUGUUUAAAAAAAUAUUCGAUAAUAUUUGAUAAAUUAUGUUAUCAAUAUAUAAAGAAUUUAAGUUCAAAUUUUCCAUUUUUCAAAAGCCUUCAAUUGGAAUUAAUUUAUUAUUUAAUUUAACAUUUGAAAAUCCAAGUACUAAAUUGGAUAGAUUAUAAAAGAAAAUAGUUUCUUAUAAAAAAAUUAUGUUAUUUACACUGAAAGUUUUCUUCGAAAAUUUUUAUUUCAAUAAUUACAUAAAGUUACAUAUAAAUGUUAAUACUUUCAAAAAUAAUUUUAAAUGUCUUUUAAAAUUGUUUUUAUUUUUUUUGCUUAUUUUUUCUUAUCUAUUUCUUUUUCUUUAACAGAAAAUAAAUGUGACUUUGCUAUUCUAUAAAUUCUAUUUCAUUAUUGAAGACAACGUGCAAAAGGAUCCUUGGAGAUAACAUAUGCUGUUUCCCCGAUAUUGUUAGUUUGCGCACAAAUAUUAAAUAUGCAAAUUAAAAAAUAUAUAAAAGUUGAGAGGCUGUUAAGACUGGGUAGAAGAAAAUUUUCACGUUUUGACUUGUUAAAGAGUUGAAGAAAAUGUGUCAAUCAUUUGUGACUGUAAAGAAAAACAUUUACAAAUUUGUUAUUUUGUUAAUGGUCUGACAUAAAUAUUAAAUGAAUACAUUUUUUAUUUAUAUAACUUUAUAUUCGGGCAAUUUUUUGUGCUUUUUGUAUUGUAUUCAAUUACUAAUAUAUUUGUUGCUUUCGAUAAUAUCUUGUUAAGUUUUUUUUACAUACAACAUAAACAAUUAGUUUCAUUUUUCUUUCCAAUAUUAAUCAAGAAAUUUAUAUCUUAUAUAAAAGAUAGAUGUAAAAUUAAGCAUGCCAUAUUUUUAUUUAAACUAAAUAAAUUAUAUUAUGUGUAAAUAUA